AUGGUGAAUCAAACCUCAGUGACUGAAUUUAUCCUCCUUGGAGUAACAGACAUACAAGAGCCUCAGCCUUUUCUCUUUGUAAUUUUCCUCACUAUCUACUUUGUCAAUGUGGCUGGGAAUGGAGCCAUCUUGACAGUCGUCAUUUCUGAUUCAAGACUUCACUUACCUAUGUAUUUCUUCCUGGGAAACCUGGCUUGUCUAGAUAUCUGCUACUCCACAGUGACACUGCCAAAGAUGCUGGAGAACUUAAUCUCUACAGACAAAGCCAUUUCUUUCUUGGGAUGCAUAAGCCAGCUCCAUUUCUUCCAUUUCCUGGGUACCACAGAGUCCCUCCUGCUGGCUGUGAUGGCAUUUGACCGCUUUGUAGCUAUCUGUAUACCGCUUCGUUACCCUGUCAUCAUGAAUCCUCAGCGCUGUGCCCUGAUGGCUGUCACUGCCUGGACCAUUGCUUUUCUCCAUGCUCUGCUGCACUCCGUAAUGACGUCUCGCUUGAACUUCUGUGCUUCCAACCAGAUCCGUCACUUCUUCUGUGAUGUGAAACCCUUGCUGGAGCUGGCCUGUCAGAACACAGAGUUCAACCUGUGGCUGCUCAAUACUGUCACAGGGACCAUUGCUUCAGUCCCUUUCUUUCUGACACUGCUCUCCUACUUCUACAUCAUCAUGUAUCUCUUCCUCAAGACCCACUCUUGCAGCAUGCUGCACAAAGCAUUGUCCACAUGUGCCUCCCACUUCAUGGUAGUUAUUCUUUUCUUUGCUCCUGUUGUCAUCACCUACAUCCGACCUGCCUCAGGGAGCUCCAUGGACCAGGACCGGAUCAUUGCCCUCAUGUACAGUGUGGUGACUCCUGUGCUAAAUCCACUGAUCUACACUUUGAGGAACAAGGAAGUGAAGGGUGCCUUAAACAGGUUCAUCAAAAGGAAGCUAUGCCUCAGAGAGACAUAA
Messenger RNA from Perognathus longimembris pacificus (Pacific pocket mouse), 942 nucleotides. Its product is annotated as olfactory receptor 12D2-like. The transcript has a single exon. Lineage: Eukaryota; Metazoa; Chordata; Mammalia; Rodentia; Heteromyidae. The record is from RefSeq and is a predicted model, not a curated record. The coding region runs from base 1 to 942 and encodes 313 amino acids. Gene Ontology annotation, molecular function: G protein-coupled receptor activity; olfactory receptor activity. Gene Ontology annotation, cellular component: membrane. Gene Ontology annotation, biological process: G protein-coupled receptor signaling pathway.